This is a messenger RNA of Aspergillus vadensis CBS 113365, 1220 nucleotides long. RefSeq names its product DUF2011 domain-containing protein. NCBI's taxonomy places the organism in Eukaryota, Fungi, Ascomycota, Eurotiomycetes, Eurotiales, Aspergillaceae. Bases 69 to 1004 code for a protein of 311 amino acids. The transcript has 3 exons. The record is from RefSeq and is a predicted model, not a curated record.
CUCAGCUAUCAUCCACCACUUUCCUCUACCAAACCCAAACCCUUACACAAAAGGCACUGCAGACAAACAUGUUCGACCUCCCCAGCGCGAAGCGCGUCCGUCGCGAAGAACUCCUAUCCCGAACAUCCACCUCGCCCUCACCCUCCCCACCCCCCGAAUCCUCCCUCACAGACGUGCACCAACGUCUCGGCGCACUCCUAGACAUCGACUCCCUCCUCGCGCCCCCAUCUGACGACCCAACACCACAACACUCAACCACCAACGCGGACGAAGAAGAAGAACAAGAAUUCGAAUUCCGACUGUUCAGCGCCCCCGCCAAAUCCUCAUCCAAAAACGAAGACAAACCAGCAGCACGAGCAGGAGCAGCCGUCGAAUCAUCCAGCAGCACAACCACCCAAGCCCAGAAACUACGUAUUCGGGUACGUUCGCCGACACCCGGCGCCGUGGGCGUGGAAGAUGGACGCUUUGUGAAUCCGUUUCGAGGAUGGGGGUAUUAUUUCUCUGCGCCGGGGAUGAUGGCCGGGGAAAAAGAGGAUGGGUUACGACGACUGGAGGAGGAGGAGAGGUUGAGGGAGAAGAGGAGACAGUUUGAGGAUGUGGCUGUUUCUGGGGUGCAGGUUGUGGGGUUUUCGGGGGUUUCGUGGCCUGGGUGCCAUUUGCCCUGGAGGGUCGUUACAUUGAAGAGUGAGAAGAAGAGUAAAGGUGCGGCGGUGACGUGUGCGAAGGACCCCGCGGAACGCGCGCCGACGUCGUUGAAGAAGCCUGGCAAGAAGCGCCGGAUUCAGUUGCGGAAGAGGGUUUCGGCUGCGGAGGAGAGGAAGAAGAAAGAGGAGGAGAAGAAGCUGUUGGAGGCGGAGAAGCGGAAUCGGAAGAAUCGCGAGAAGAAGAUUAAGCGCAGGCAGAAGGCGAGAGAGGAGAAGGCGGCUAAGGCUGCUGCUGCUGGUGGUGAGGCACCGGCUGGUCAGAUGGAUGUGGAUGUGUCUUCGGAUGAGGGUAGUGAUUGAGGGGGGUUUCAAUCAUGGUUCUUGGAUGUAUGUAUGUUCUUCUAGCUCAGUUUCGGCUUAUGAUACCCACGUUGAUAUCGAAUCAUCGAUUUGAUUGAUCAGAUUUUUCUAGUUUUUACGAAAUACACUGCGAGUGAGCUGAGAUACUUGCUUGACGCGGACAGACUGAAUUAUUAGACUAUGCGAAUACGCAUGGCUAUUGAAAGCAGUACAGGG